Messenger RNA from Polistes canadensis, 2936 nucleotides. RefSeq names its product transmembrane and coiled-coil domains protein 2 (gene Dmtn). Gene Ontology annotation, cellular component: endomembrane system. The transcript is spliced from 11 exons. The coding region runs from base 799 to 2523 and encodes 574 amino acids. The record is from RefSeq and is a predicted model, not a curated record. Lineage: Eukaryota; Metazoa; Arthropoda; Insecta; Hymenoptera; Vespidae.
AUGUAUUCUGCGGUAAACGCAUAACUUAUUGUUAGUGUGUCCCUAGUAACAGCAGCCAUUAUCCCUAGAACUCAAGAGAUUCAUCGACGCGUCGACCCUACGUAGGAAAUCUCUCAUCCUCUUUUAUUCCCAGCACUUGUCAUUCUGUGGUUCGACGUAUUACACCAUGGAAUGAGACACUUUCGACGAACCUGACAUACUACAUGUCCAAUGUAACUUGUAUCUAUGUGCUGAUGGAGAUGGUGGUUGUGUACGUAAGUACUUACGUACACACACACACACGCGCAUACAAAUGCAUAUGCAAUCGUGUACAACGCGUUACUUCGUGCAGUCGAAAGAUACUGAAUGAGUUUAGUAGCGUCGAUAUCAUACACGAUCGAACAACUCGUUGAAAAGCUCUCGACGAUAUCGUUAACGUCGUUGUAUGUGAAGAAAAAGAAAAAGAAAAAGAAGAAGUGACGAAUCGUUACAAUGACACACCCGUGGAAAGUUAUCACGUAUAUGAGUACGAUUCUUUGAUUAUUAAUUCAGUGAGAAGAAGAUAAAAAGACAGGGACAGGGAAAAAGAGAUAAAUAGAACAACACCAACAAGGAAAAAAACACGCAAAAAAUUACUCGCGAUUAUAAAAUUAAACUGUAUCAUUAUCGAUAUUUCUCGUUCUGUGACACGUUAUGUCAAAUUGAAAAUGAUAACAUGCUACAACCGCGUAAAGUGUGCAUCGUAAAAUAAGAGAAGAUUCAGUACAACAUGUGGCAUUUGUCUGAUAUCCUAAUAAUAAACCUUAUUAGAAGAAAGGAAUGGCUAGCUUGAUGGUGACUUCGUCAAGUAAGAACAGCUCACGUAGCACUUCUCCUACUAGAGGGAAUACAUCUUUAUCUCAAGCUCAUUACCAACAGUCAACUAGUUUGGAACAUACACCAAAAGCACGUAAUGCUCCAAUCUAUCAAACAGGAGAGGGUAGCACAGGCAGUGGUAGCAGCUGUGGUGGUUGUGGGAGUAGCUUCAGCAUGAAAGGCAGCAGCAGACAAAGAUCACCAGGUACUUUAAUCCGCAUGGGGGAUGCUAUGGAUGAAUCAAACGGUAAUCCAAUCACUGCCGAACCAGAUGAGUUUGUGCCAAACGUUCAACCUCCAACCGAUGAUGAAGGAGAACAAUAUCAUACCAUACAAUCGUUCCUAUCCAAUGGUUCUUCUGAAUUAAUAAGCGACGAUGUGGACUCAAGCGCUACGCGAGUUCGACAAGCGAUCGAACAUAUUCAAAAUAAAAUAGCUAAAACACGCGAUCUCAUACGUACCGAACAAACUACUCGUGAUGAAAAUGUUAACGAAUAUUUAAAAUUGGCUGCAAAUGCGGAUAAACAACAAUUAACUAGAAUUAAAACGGUGUUUGAAAAGAAAAAUCAAAAAUCAGCAAAUAGUAUUUCUCAGUUACAAAAAAAGUUGGACAGUUAUCAAAAAAGAUUAAAAAGUUAUGAAAUGAAUGGUGCACCCGUAGGUCAUAGACAACCAAGAGAAGUACUUCGUGAUAUGGGACAAGGAUUAAAAAGUGUCAUGUCAAAGCCAAGGGAGUUUGCACAUCUUAUUAAAAAUAAAUUUGGAAGUGCUGACAAUAUAAACACAUUAUCACUUGAGAGUAAUGGCUCAACUUUUUAUGUAAACGAUACACCACAUGCAGGUAAUGGUGAUAACGGUAGUGUUGAAGAAGAAAAGACUCAUCAUGGAUCAGCUACUUUACCUGGUGGCUGUAGUCUUGGAUCUACGCACAGUGCCGUGGCAAUGAAAUAUCCGUCGGAAGAAGGUUCAGAAUGCUCUAGUGUAACGAGUGAAAGUGGACCAGGUAGUAGAGGCCAAACACAUACUUGUCACAGUAAUAAUGCUGCAUUGAAUUUCAAAUCCAUCUUCACAGAACUUCAUGGACAUAGAAACACUCUUGUACGAAUGAAGGAAAAAUUAGAUGGCUUAAAGGCUUUGCAGCAAGAAGUAGCAUACUUAUCACAUGGUCUACAAGAAGAACGUUUUCGAUGCGAUCGUCUCGAAGAACAAAUCAACGAUUUGACCGAACUUCAUCAGAAUGAAGUAGAAAAUUUGAAACAAACAAUUACAGAUAUGGAAGAAAAAGUACAAUAUCAGAGUGAAGAUCGUUUAAGGGACAUACAUGAAAUGUUAGAAAGUUGUCAAACGAAAAUAUGUAAGAUGGAACAUCAACAGCAACAACACCAACAGUAUGUUACAUUAGAAGGUCUUGACAAUAGUAAUGCAAGAGCAUUGGUCGUCAAGUUGAUAAAUAUAGUGUUAACAGUACUGCAAGUUAUUUUACUCCUUGUUGCAACAGGUGCUGGUAUUAUGGUGCCAUUCCUUAGAACCAGCUGUACUAAGCCUCAUUGUUUCAUGUGCAGGGUGCGCAUACUAACGACCACGCUCGUUGUAUUGGGUAUAGUGUUCGUGCUCAAACAAUGGCCAGAGGUGCAUGAUGUUGGGAGUCACCUCAUGCGCCACCUUAAACAAACGCUCGCCGUGAAGUAGCAUUGGUGGUAUACUUAAAUUUAAUGAACCCAGUGAUGAUGAUGCAAAAUUGAUUACAAUAAUCAACGAUUGGAGCCAUUUACAAAUGCUGCAUUGUUGGAGCAAUAACAUCAUAUGUGCGCAAAUAUAAUUGUUCGUGUUUAUAUAUUUAAUUAGAUGCAUUAUUACUAUUGAUUUAAUUGAUAUAAAAUGCAUCUAUUUGAAGUCGCGCGUUUAAUUGGUAAAAUGAUUUGAUUUAUCUAUUUAUUAUGCUAUUAUCUGCAUAAUAGUAGGUAUUUUCAUCAAAAAGACUAUUAACUAAAUUAGUGAAAAAAGAAUAUAUAAAGUAUUAUUUACAAAUAUAUUAUUUUUUUCUUAUAUUAUUUGUAUGUUUAAAUUUGUUUAAAAUCAUUGGAAUAGAGUUUCAUCUUGUA